CUUUGCUUGGCAGUAGGGCACCACCCUAUUUAUUUACCUAUGUAUUCCUUUUAAUUAAUUAAAGGAAUCUAAAAAAAAAUAUGAUAAUUUCGGGCGGUGCAGGGAAAUUGGGAGACACAAUGGAUCAGUGGGCAGAUGAGGGCCCACCUAAUCCAAUCAUAAAAUCAUUGUUGUUAUGGUGAUGGAUAGAGUGUUCCAUGAUUUCAGCUAUGCCAUGUCAGCCAGAUUCCAAUCAAUUUUGCCUGGGUUAGAAAGAAGGUGAGAAAAGAGUUUAUUUAAAAUCAAAACAGGAAAAGAAAUGAAGUUUGUUUCUGGAAGAGCAGGUUUCAGACACAGAGGUUUAAACUGCUCCUGAACAACUGAAGCCGAACCAUCUGGCCAGGCAGCUUCUCUAUCCAUAAGAUGCAGAUUCUUUACUCAAGGAUGCGCAUUACGAAUGGAAGCCAUGCAAGCAACAGCGGUGAUAUGAAGGUGGAGAUCAGGGAGCAACUCUUGGAUGCAGGCGCAUAUGCACUCUGUGUCUUUGUUAACUGAUAUUAAUUGAUAUUUAAUCAACAAAUUGCUGAACAUCGUUGAUGUGAAUUUAGGGCUGGAGUCAUUCUAAUCAGAAUGAUUUGAUCUGAUCCUCUCUCCUUAUCCCAUGAGCAGACACAAUUUUUAAAUGAUAAGUGUUAGCUGUAGCUGAUUAUUCUGUCUCACGCUUCUCUUCCUGGCAUUCGGUCAGGUCAUUGGUUAUUUGUAUGCUGGAGUACAGAGUAGGCUUCAUAACAAAUGGAUUUAGAAGGAGGCAUCUACCAGGUUCUUACCUUCCAGUUCACUAGACCAGAAAGUUCUGGCCAUAUUUUAUUGAACAAAUCACUAUUGGUUGGCCUUGUGCAACAAGCCGGCUGUGUUUACACAUAGCACAUUUAACCUGAUUACUUAAUUAAUCCAUUGGCUUUGCACAAUAUGUUGAAUUAUAAACUAACCAUCUGGAUUAAAUUUGGACAGCACAAGGAGAGUAAAAAAUGAACCAAGGUUAAUAUUAUUUAAGCUUAUUAUGUAGUGUAAAUGCAACCACUUGGUCUUUAGCUGACCACUUAAGCAUGUUAAGGCAUCAAUCAUGGUUUAACAAACCACCAUGGCCUUGUCUGCAGAACAAACAAUUCCAAACCCCAGCAACCUAUUGUUAUAGCUUAUUGUGAUGUGUGAACCUGGUUGUCAAAAUGCACACACAUUGCAAGAAUAAUACUGAAGCAGAACUCAAACGAUAAUUACAUGAACCAUUUCAUUUAAGACUACCAAUUGUAUUUCUCCUGUCCCGUGACCAGUUUCUAUAUACAAAUAUACGUACAUCAUACCCCUCACGCUAUUCCGUAUAAACAAUAUUCUGCAAAACACCGAAAAAGAAUAAGAAAUAGCAAGUCAAAGAAACUCUAGGCAUGACAUAGGAAAAAAAAAAGGAAAUACAGCGACAUCUAGUUUAAAUGGGGCAUCCUCAGGGGGAGGAUCAAAGAAGUCAAGAUGUCGGGUGCAACUGUGUGACUUAAUUCCUGCCCUCCUGCAGACACCUCUGGGUUUAAGCCAACACCCUUCACUAUACCUCCACUUUCAUAUCUUUCUGCCUUCCUUCCUUCCAUCAUAUCCAUCUACAGCUUCAUGCACAUUGCUUUUUGUUCAUCAACCUCUCUCCUUUUGAGGAUUUCCUCAACAACAUCCAACCUUGACUUCUUGGGCCUUUCUCUUCCUCUCACCUCAUCCACUCUUCCUUCAUUUGUUUUCCAGUUCAAUCCUCCUUCAUUCUCUCUAUAUGACCAAACCAUCUCAACAUAUUUAUUUAGCACUGGUCAUUCUCUUUUGUACUUAAUCCACAUGAAUUCAGCACCCAUUCAUUCUUGACCUUCUCUCUUCUUGUUUUGCCACACAUGCUUCUUAAAUACCCCACUCCCGUUGCAUUUACCCUAAUGUUAUGUUUCUCUUGACAUACCCAACUUUCACUUCCAUAUAACAGGGUGGGCAGACGCACACUCGUACACAGCUAUUUUCACUUCUUCCAACAAACAUUCCUCACAACAGGCCACAUACUACCCCCUAUUUUUCUACCAGCAUUUGCAUGCCUUAAAAAUUCCCAAUCCAUCUUCAGUGGACAUUCUAUCAAAAUUCUGAAAUGUUAAUGUUUGUCUCCCCCUCUAGUGGUUUGAUAAAGGGGAACAUACCACAGAUGUUGUUAAUUGUUUCCUGGCCUCAGUGCAAGACCCUGGUUCUAACUUUUGCCGCUGAAAGUAUUGUAGGUGUUGGCCAUCCAAGGAUGCACCUCUGUUGUUAUGCGCCUGUCUGAUCUUCCAUCUCUGCAGGAAGAAUCUUUUGCAGAUACCUUCAAUUAACAGAGCCCUGUUUGCUGGGCUCUACUGAAAGUUUACUCACUCUGCUACCCCCUGCUAUAAAAUACACUCACCUGGCUGUGUCUGCACAACACACUUAACUGGGUCUGUAACAAACCUACUGGUUGCAUUCACACAAUAUUGUAAGCUUGGCUAAUUUUCACUUGGAUUUUUAGACAGGUUUUUUUUUUUUUCCUGACUUAGCAUGCAGCUUGCAUCCUGGCCAUCGAGUUAGUUCCAUGUAUUUUAUUUAUUUGUUAACUCAUGAACAAAUGAGUUAAUCUCUAUCAGGUUAAGCACUGUAGAAACAGACUCACAUUAGAGCUCCCUUUUAGUUGUUUGCAAGUGUGCUUUUAAAACUUUAUUUUAACGGCUUUAAUGUUUUUUAAGAUUGCAUGUUAUGAUAGAUAUUACAGGUUUUAAUGCUUUGUGAUGUGGCAAUGGCAUUACUGGGUGUGUUCAUAGUCAUCUCAAUGGAUGAGUCUAGGGGUUCCAUCCACACACAACGUGGGAAACUCAGUUGAGUUCAUCUUGGCUAGGUUCUUCUGCCUGUGGCUUAGAGUGUUGUGUGAAUUCAACCUGUUUCGCUAGUUUAUGGUUCGGUGUAUUUCACAAACCCAGAAAAUGGGUUAAUUCAAUAAUGCUGCUGAAUGCAAUGCUAGGUUUAUUUCCAAAUCUGGUAAAUCUCUGAGGCCCUCUCAUGCACAGUAUUGGGCAGGGUUCGGCAUGCCUGCCCUAGAGGGUACAUCCAGGGAAGGUACGUAAUGCGAAUCAUAGUUUCUGGCUGCAAGGUUUGUUCCUAGCUAACAGCAACAGGCACCGUACGUGAACCAUGCCACCAAUGCCUGCCCUAAACCCCAAGGGCAGACCCACUGGAUGGAUUGGUAACUGGGGGAUCAUUUUGGGAUGGGAAAUGGGAAUCAUUUUGUCCCAUUUUGUAUAUAAUGCUUUUAGCCACGUUUUUGGAAAUAGAGAUAGUUAGUUUUUCUGCCUGUCCACCCAAUGUUUCAGAGAUCAAAUAAAAGAGAGACUGCUUAUAACAUUGUCUUUUAAAAAAAAUUUUUAAUUUGGUUUUCAUUUGUUUCUUUUUCCGCUAAAAAAGUGGUGCCCAACUUAACUUGGUGCCCUGGGCAACUGCUUCUUUCAGCUUGAUGGAUAGGCCACUCCUGCUUGUUCCUAGAUACUAGCUCUGAGCAGAAGAAAGUCCAGCUUUCCAACUCAGGCAAAGGAACAGGUUUUUUCAUUCUGGGCCCUCUUCCUCCUCCUCCUCCUCCUCCUCCUCCUCCUUUUCUACUACUUCUCUGAGCUCCAUUGCACCUGGUUUGUGCUUUGUGGUAAGGCGUGGGGGCCCUGUGGUUUCCGGUUGCUGUUGUGCACUCCUUGUCUCAACGCUGGGGCCGUUGCACAAUCUCACAUCGUACUUUCAGAGGCUGAUGUACCCACCCACCUCUCUCCUGAGAUUCCCUGGAAGGGGCAAAGAAUGGAGCUCCCUCAAACUGAAUCGGAGCCGUGAGCCCUAACCCCCAAGGAGAAGAUUGUGCCACUCAAUCUUUGGAAUUUGUUUGCCCUCAAGAAAUUUCCCCAAGCCACCCAUCCCAUAAGUGAUCUCUGCAAAGCGGUUACAGAGAUGGAGUCUUGGCCUCAGAGUUGGAGGGAGACCCCUGUCCAAAUGGUGCCUGGUGGAGCAGCAGUUGAAGGACCAGAUUUUAUGGAAGAGUACAGGAAGAUUUUCCAAGAUGAUUUCAGUGACAUGGAUUCCUGGUUUCUGCCAGAAAAUGAGAUGGAACAGCAGCUACCGAGCUGGGCUGGUGGAAGUUACCUUGCUGAACUGGAAGGGUUUGAGAAGGCAAUGCCAUUCCAUGAGUCCCUUGGCUUGAAAGGAUUUCCUGAGUACACCAAGACCAUCGUGGAACUGAAACAGGUUUCUUUUGAUCCAGACUACAGGGAACCCUAUCACGGUGCUUCAAGAAUGGUCCUCCAACAAGACAGCGUCCCCCACAGCCUAGAGGAAUCCGGCUGCCUCCCACCAGCAAAUCAGCCUUGGCUCGCCCUGUAUCCCGACUCUCCUGGAGAGCAGGCAUCUUCAGCUCAGCUUCCUCCUGGAGAUCAGCAGGAACAGCCGAAGGAAGGACAUUGGACUGAGUCCCUUGGCCCUGACCCGGGCAGCCAAUCCAGUGCCUUGGACAGUGAUUCUUGUCAAUGCGAUUCACCAAUCAGGAGCCAGAGAAAAGGGGAAUGUAAAGACCAGGCUGAUAGCAGGAACACCAAUACUUUACCUAGAGAUCGGGCAGGGGCCGGACCCAUUCAGUUAUGGCGCUUUCUGCUGGAGCUCCUCCAAGAUGGCUCCUGCCAAGCCUUCAUCCGAUGGACAGGGAACGACUGGGAGUUCAAGCUCUGUGACCCACAUGAGGUGGCAAGGCGCUGGGGCAAGCGCAAGAACAAGCCGCGCAUGACGUACGAGAAACUGAGUCGGGGGCUGCGCUAUUAUUAUCACAAGAACAUCAUUCACAAGACUAGCGGCCAGCGCUACGUCUACCGCUUUGUCUGUGACAUCCAGGGUCUCUUGGCCGAGCUGGAUAAGAAACUGCAGAUUUAGCAUGCAACUGUUGUAAAAAGGACCUUUUUUUCGUUCCUCACCCACCGAACCUCAGAAGAGCUCAGAAGAGCAAGCAGGACCGGCUCCCUUGGAGAAGACCUGUGCCUCCUUUAAGCUAUGUCUAAAACAAAAGAUGUGAGAAGGGCUGGCUGCGGACUGCAUGGGGGGCCCAGGCCCUCUCCAGAUUGGGCAGAGCAAAAAAUAGUGGUUUUUUUGGGUGGGGGAGAUUGUUUUUGUGGGGUAGAUAGGUAAAAAUAACCCUGAAAAAAUAGAACUGGGGUCCUGACUCCUAGCUUCAGAGAAGGCAGGCAGGGAGGUGGCCAAUCACACUGGCCAAAACAAUAGGAUGUUAGCAAUGGUUUGGCAGAUGAAAGCAUGGUUGUUUCUUCUCUCGAUCCAAGGGCAGAGAACUGCAAGAGCUGGCAGGAUUUGAUCAGCAUCAAAUAUCUCGAUUUUCAUAGACAUUUUGGAAAGGGAGGAUGACCAUUCUUAAGGUUAUCUGCUCUUCCCCCCACAUUCCCUCCCUCUCCUUUAGCCAUUAUUAAACCACUUUAAACAGAGCUCUGCCUCUCAUAAUAGAAAAAGCGGUUCUCCACGGUGGCCUCAACUCUUUCAAACUCCCUUCUGGGGGUGGCCCCUUCUGUCUGGCCCCUUCCCAAUUGCUUUUAAGUAGGCCUUAAAUAUCUGUUUCAGUCUGUGCCUUCAGCGAAGAUGAUGAGUUGGCUCUUUAAACAGUCACUGCUGUUUUUUAAAGGGCAAAAUUAUAUCGGUCUCGAUCGGGAACCUUUGUAUGGGGUAGCUGGGAAAUGCAGCCUUUGUUUUUAUUAUACUGAUUGUAAACUAUGUUAAUUCUGAAAGCUGGCAUAUGAAACCUGAAAUAAACUAAAAACCAUCAUAUUCUUACAUA
Python bivittatus (Burmese python) is the source of this 5863-nucleotide messenger RNA. The record is from RefSeq and is a predicted model, not a curated record. NCBI's taxonomy places the organism in Eukaryota, Metazoa, Chordata, Lepidosauria, Squamata, Pythonidae.